Clonostachys rhizophaga is the source of this 1482-nucleotide messenger RNA. The record is from the annotation of a GenBank genome assembly. NCBI's taxonomy places the organism in Eukaryota, Fungi, Ascomycota, Sordariomycetes, Hypocreales, Bionectriaceae.
AUGGCGUCGAGUCUUCACCACAUCUCUCUUGGUCCGAUGGACCACAUGCCACCACCAACGCCUCAGCCUGGUAUCAUCUACUUCCGCAUCCAGCCUGGCGUUACCAAUGAACAGGUAUUCGAACAUCUAAAGGAGGGCCUGUAUCAGACUUUCUUGCAAACACCAUGGCUCAAUGGAAAGAUAUACGCACAGUCACCCGACACCCCGGGUUGGCGACCUGGCCAACUUGAAAUUCGCUUCAACCCAAACGUUGACGAUAAUGAAAUGUCAAAGUGCUAUCAGCUCCACUAUAAUGAGCUAGAGUCGUCUCUGUCCCUGGAUGACAUCGAGAUGAGCGGGUUUCCCGUUGAUAGCUUCGAUGACGAGAAGCUGACUUGGGUGUCGUACAAACCUCAAGGGACCAACUUCAACGAGGGCUUUGAGGUCGUAGCGGCCCAAGCAAACUUCAUUCCUGGCGCUUGCCUUCUGGUCCCCUCUGUACAUCACGCGGCCUGUGACGCUAUUGGUAUGGGUGUCUUCCUCAAACUUUGGGGAGACCAGUGCCGCAUCCUCAGCUUACGGAGCCAGGCCAGCUCUGAAUCGAUUACACUGCUUCCGCCCGAGAGCUGGGAUCGAGCCCUCCCGGCUCGCAUAUGGCGCAAAGAAGCAACAGGCCAUGCAGUAGCAGACGUGCCCCCUGAAACGUGGCAGUUGAUUGGGCUGAACCCUACAGAUGGUCUCAGCCCAGCGAAGAGAGUUAAAGUACCUCUCCGUGCCCAAACGAUGACCUCUAGAAUUUAUUACAUGCCAGCCACGGCUUUCAAAAAGUUGCAAGAUGAGGGGAGAAAGGGCUUACAGGCGCCAGAUGUCUCAGGGAACGACAUUAUCCUCGCUCUGCUCUGGCGUACUCUGAUGCGAGCCCGGGUCGCUGCCCGAGCGGCCGACCGCGGUAAGAUGGAGGAUAUGGACAGGCAAGUUGAACUGCAGACGGUGUGCGAUGCCCGUUCUGACUUCUCUCAUGAGCUGCCAUCCUCUUACAUCGGAAACUGUGUCUUCUAUCACCGAACGACGGUCCCGCUGAGGGCUUUAAUCGAAUCGGGAUCCCCUCUUUCCUUCAUCGCACAUUCUAUCCGUCUAAACGCGCGCAAUAUCAACCAUGAACAGAUCAUGGAUGCAUACAUGUUGGUGGACUCGAUGCCGGAUCUGACCCUACUUCAGCCGUUGCGACAUAUGAGCAUCGAGGACACAUGGAUGAUGUCUUCUAUGAUCAUGAUCCCGGAGGAUACCACGUGCUUUGGCGACAGUGUUUUCGCUAAUGGGGGCAAUCCUGUGGGAUUUCGCAUGCUCAUGAGCAGUCGCAAUCGAUCUCAGGUUCCUGCCUGCUACGUAAUGCCGCGGAAGAAACACGGGGGUUUGGAACUUGUCUUGAGUGUGUUUGAAGAUGAGUGGGAUUUUGUUGACAAAGACGAAGAAUUUGGCCACUAUACCAUGCACAUGGCAUAA